ACCCACGCCUACAAAGGGUGCCAUUCCCCUAACUAAACACGGCUCACCCCGGUUUCCACCAUCGGUGUCACUUCCUGACCAAGUCCAAAAUGGCGCUCAGUAGCCUCACCGGAGGAGCGAACCUCCCAGCAUCCUCUCUGACCCGCAACGUCAGGUGACGCGAACCCCAGCCGGAAGUAGAGGAAAAAGCGCCUCAGCCCGCGGCGCCUGCGCAGAAGGCUGUAGACGCUGUGAAGCAGGAGGCACUUGGGAUCGUACGCAGGAUUGGGACUGCUACAGAGGCCGCCACGGAGCCCGCCGGAGCCACCGUUCCUACUGCUGCUGCCGCCGCUGCCCGAAUCGGAACCGUCGGGCCGCAGCCGCCGGCAAUGCCGCGAAGGAAGAGGAAUGCAGGCAGUAGUUCAGAUGGAACCGAAGAUUCCGAUUUUUCUACAGAUCUCGAGCACACAGACAGUUCAGAGAGUGACGGCACAUCCCGGCGAUCUGCCCGCGUCACCCGCUCCUCAGCCCGACUAAGCCAGAGUUCCCAAGAUUCCAGUCCUGUUCGAAAUUUGCAGUCUUUUGGCACUGAGGAGCCUGCUUAUUCUACCAGGAGAGUGACCCGUAGUCAGCAGCAGCCUACCCCAGUGACUCCGAAAAAAUACCCUCUUCGGCAGACUCGUUCAUCUGGCUCAGAAACUGAGCAAGUGGUUGACUUUUCAGAUAGAGAAACUAAAAAUACCGCUGAUCACGAUGAGUCUCCACCUCGAACGCCAACUGGAAAUGCCCCUUCUUCCGAGUCUGAUAUAGACAUCUCCAGCCCCAACGUUUCUCACGAUGAGAGCAUUGCCAAGGACAUGUCCUUGAAGGACUCAGGCAGUGAUCUCUCUCAUCGCCCCAAGCGCCGCCGCUUCCAUGAAAGCUACAAUUUCAAUAUGAAGUGUCCUACACCAGGCUGUAACUCCCUAGGACACCUUACAGGAAAACACGAGAGACAUUUCUCUAUAUCAGGAUGCCCUCUCUAUCAUAAUCUCUCAGCUGAUGAAUGCAAGGCACCAACAGAGAGGCAGUUGCGAUAUAAGGAAAAGGUUGCUGAACUCAGGAAGAAAAGAAAUUCUGGGCUGAGCAAAGAACAGAAAGAGAAAUAUAUGGAACACAGGCAGACCUAUGGGAACACUCGGGAACCUCUUUUGGAAAACCUGACUAGCGAGUAUGACUUGGACCUUUUCCGAAGAGCACAAGCCCGGGCUUCAGAGGAUCUGGAGAAGUUAAGGCUGCAAGGCCAAAUCACAGAGGGGAGCAACAUGAUUAAAACAAUUGCUUUUGGUCGCUAUGAGCUUGAUACGUGGUACCAUUCUCCCUAUCCUGAGGAAUAUGCACGACUGGGACGUCUUUACAUGUGUGAAUUCUGUUUAAAAUACAUGAAGAGCCAAACAAUACUCCGCCGACACAUGGCUAAGUGUGUGUGGAAACACCCACCCGGAGAUGAGAUAUAUCGCAAAGGUUCAAUCUCUGUGUUUGAAGUGGAUGGCAAGAAAAACAAGAUCUACUGCCAAAACCUGUGCCUGUUGGCCAAGCUUUUUCUGGACCACAAGACAUUAUAUUAUGAUGUGGAACCCUUCCUGUUCUAUGUUAUGACAGAAGCAGACAACACUGGUUGUCACCUGAUUGGAUAUUUUUCCAAGGAAAAGAAUUCAUUCCUCAACUACAAUGUAUCCUGUAUCCUUACCAUGCCUCAGUACAUGAGACAGGGCUAUGGCAAGAUGCUCAUUGAUUUCAGUUAUUUGCUUUCCAAAGUGGAAGAAAAAGUUGGCUCCCCAGAGCGUCCACUCUCAGAUCUGGGGCUCAUAAGCUACCGCAGUUACUGGAAAGAAGUGCUUCUUCGUUACCUGCAUAAUUUCCAAGGCAAAGAGAUUUCUAUCAAAGAAAUUAGCCAGGAGACAGCUGUGAAUCCUGUGGACAUUGUCAGCACUCUGCAAGCCCUUCAGAUGCUCAAAUAUUGGAAAGGAAAACACCUAGUUUUGAAGAGACAGGACCUGAUUGAUGAGUGGAUAGCCAAAGAGGCCAAAAGAUCCAACUCCAAUAAAACCAUGGAUCCAAGCUGUUUAAAAUGGACCCCUCCCAAGGGCACUUAAAGUGACCGGUUACUCCGAGCCAGCGAACCCCAGCAGUAGGAAUCCGUACCCUAGGGAUCUGUCUGUCAUUUCUGUUGCUCUUGUGAUUGGCAAGUACAGUAUCCUUUGGGAAGGCCAUCCCCCUCAGGACUGUCCUGGCUCCGACCUUCGUGUACACUGCAGACGCUGGUUCUGAGGAACUGUUGUUUCGGCCUCAGUGAGGUUGCCUGGAUGGGAUCUGUAUUAGACUUGAGUGCAGAUCCCUCGUAGCACUGACCCAAGGUGUUCUGUUUUGGUACUGUACCUGUCCAGUCACUGGUUCUCUCCUCUGGCCCCAUGAGGUUGUGUCGUGUCUUCUAAACUUUGUAAUAGUGCUUCUUCUUGCCGCCCAGUCACCAGACCACCAACUACGGUUACUGCCACCAGGACAUUCCCAGUUACUCCUUACCUGUGUUCUUGGAGGGGCAGGGAAGAGGUAACACUUCUGAGUGUGUGUGUGUGCUGGGAGGGGUCCCUUCCCUUUGGAUUUCAUCUCACUUUAAGUUUUUUCCUCCAUUUUAACUGAAAGACCUGUUUUUGAUCAGUAUCAGGCUGACCAGAGCCAAAUACUUUUUUUUUUUUUUUUUUUUUUUUUGCAGUACGCGGGCCUCUCACUGUUGUGGCCUCUCCCGUUGCGGAGCACAGGCUCCAGACAUGCAGGCUCAGCGGCCAUGGCUCACGGGCCCAGCCGUUCCGCGGCAUGUGGGAUGUUCCCGCACCGGGGCACGAACCCGCGUCCCCUGCAUCGGCGGGCGGACUCUCAACCACUGCGCCACCAGGGAAGCCCCGAGCCAAAUACUUUUGAAGACUCGCAGGGAUUAGUCUUGGUUACAGCACAUUAUCUGAGUGAGAUGGAGAAAAGAAUGGAGAAGUGGUGAUUCUGUAUUUGGAUUUGAGUUCACCUGUGGGCAGUGGGCAACGUCUUGGUGGAAGGGAAUGGAAUACUACUUUUUGCCUCACCAGAAAGUGCCCAGUGGUAAAUGUUUUCUUCUCUUUACUCCCUGCCCGUCUUUACGUUUGCAGGUGCCAAAAUACUUUCCAGUUCUCCCUUUCAUGCUGCAUGUUAACUGGUUAAUUAUACUGCAGAAACCUUUUCACCAGUACCAGUCUGAUAUAGCAUACCUAUACUUCCACAUAAGUUACACUGCUUUUGUCUGAACAUCCUUGGAGAAGUGAUUGAAAAUGACUUCCGUGUCUCAGCCCAUGACUCAGCAAGGCAGAAUGGCCACCCCUGCCAAGGUUUGCUUCCCUUUUCAACAGUGCCUCACCCUCCCUCUAAGACUGAAGUGCUUACGCCCUUCCAAGAACUCCUCCUCCAUUUCCUUUUUGGGAUUUACCACCAUCCCCCCAUUCUCUGGUCUCCUAUUUUUGGUGGUGUUUAAGUGAAGGAAGAGAUGCUCCCUCUAAUUUCUCUCUAGCCCGUUAUAACCUGCUAUCUUGGGGCAGCUUUUGAUGUAUGACAUGUCACCCUUUCCAACUUGGUCUCUACAACACCGCUGUCUUCAUGUGGAACCCUCACCACAAUCCCAACUCUGGUCAUUUGUGCCUUUCUCUUGUCAUCUUUGUACACUACUUAUAUUCACUGUGGGUUGGGGGGAGCUAAUUUUAAGCAUGUUCAGUGGCAGCUCCCUGCCAGUUUCAGUGUCACUGUUAAAAUUUAUCCAAAAGCAACUUCACUGGGGGUUUUCUUAAGGGGUAAAGGCCUUUUACAGAAGCUAAUCCUUCCCCACAUGUGGUAGAAUGUGCUGUUCUAUAUCUACUCCUCAAUAAAGCAUGUUCUCUGCUCAA
Lagenorhynchus albirostris (white-beaked dolphin) is the source of this 3920-nucleotide messenger RNA. It is a transcript of the gene KAT7, whose product is annotated as lysine acetyltransferase 7. The coding region runs from base 369 to 2114 and encodes 581 amino acids. Gene Ontology annotation, biological process: regulation of DNA-templated transcription. Gene Ontology annotation, cellular component: nucleus. The record is from RefSeq and is a predicted model, not a curated record. Lineage: Eukaryota; Metazoa; Chordata; Mammalia; Artiodactyla; Delphinidae. Gene Ontology annotation, molecular function: histone acetyltransferase activity; zinc ion binding. The transcript has 14 exons.